Molecule: messenger RNA, 203 nt
Organism: Eurypyga helias (sunbittern)
Lineage: Eukaryota; Metazoa; Chordata; Aves; Eurypygiformes; Eurypygidae
Gene: EIF4EBP1
Product: eukaryotic translation initiation factor 4E binding protein 1
Exons: 2
Biological process (GO): negative regulation of translational initiation
Cellular component (GO): cytoplasm
Molecular function (GO): eukaryotic initiation factor 4E binding
Source: RefSeq, a predicted model, not a curated record
GAACCAGGAUUAUUUACGAUCGGAAAUUUUUGAUGGAGUGUCGCAAUUCUCCGGUUGCCAAAACGCCACCGUCCCACCUUCCGGACAUUCCAGGUGUUACGAGCCCGAAUGUGGAAGAGUUAAAGACUGAGAACAACCACGUCCAAAACUGUGAUGAGAAAGCGAGCACGGGCGAGGAAGAGCAGUUUGACAUGGACAUCUAA